CCGUUGUGCUUUGCAAGAUGGAAAUGGGCUCACAAUCUCCUUGGAAGCUUCCGGCCAUCGAUUUCACGAAGCCGGAGCUAAAACCGGGCACUGAUCAUUGGGAUUCAGUGAAGGGGCAAGUCAAAAAGCCCUUAAAGAGUUCGGUUGCUUCGAGGCUUUGUUCGACAAGAUCCCUUAGAAAUUCGGGAAACAACAUUUGGAGCCGCGGAAGAGCUAUUUGAUCUUCCUUUGGAAUCAAAAGUCGCAAUGUUUCCAAACAGCCUUACUAUGGUUAUAUUGGCCAAGACCCUAGAAUACCAUUUCUCGAGGGAUUGGCUUUGAUGAUGCACAGAUUCUUGAAAACGUUGAAGCCCAGAGUCGUACGUUUUGGCCUCAAGGAAACACAAGUUUCAGCAAAACUAUACAAUCCUUCGCAAAGGGGUUAACGGAGUUAAGUCAAAUGAUAAGAAGAAUGAUAUUAGAGAUUUUCCAAGUGGAGAAAUACAUGGAUGAGCACAUGGAGUCGAGUGAAUGCAUUUUUAAGAUAAUGAAAUAUAAAGGGCCGAAAACCGGUGAAGUUCAAGUUGGACUAGAGGCUCACACGGACAUGACCUUAGUGACCAUUUUGUGCCAAAAUGAGGUUAAGGGAUUGGGACUUCAGAGCAGCAGCACCGAAGAAUGGAUCGAUUGGAUUCCGUCCAAAGACGCUUUUGUCGUCAUCAUUGGAGAAUCUCUCCAUGCAUGGUUAAAUGGGCGGUUAAAGGCCACUUAUCACCGUGUGAUGCUGACCGGAGACAAGCCGAGGUACUCCGUCGGACUGUUUACGGUCCCGAAACCAGGUUACAUGAUAAAGGCACCGGAGGAGCUAGUGGAUGAAGCACACCCCUUACUCUAUAAACCCUUUGGUUACGCUGAACUAUUGAAGUUCGUUGUUAGCCACAAAGGUCGACAUAAUCGGUCUGGUUUUGAGGCUUAUUGUGGUGUUAAAAAUUAAGACAUUUUGUAACCUUGAUCAUCAUUAUGUGCUCUUUUUCCUCUUCUACUUGGAGGGGUUUUUUAAUGAGGCAUAUGGUAAUCAUGUAUAACCAUUUUCCUUCAAUAAAA
Molecule: messenger RNA, 1083 nt
Organism: Hibiscus syriacus
Lineage: Eukaryota; Viridiplantae; Streptophyta; Magnoliopsida; Malvales; Malvaceae
Product: 2-oxoglutarate-dependent dioxygenase AOP2-like
Exons: 3
Coding region: 440-973 (177 amino acids)
Molecular function (GO): dioxygenase activity
Source: RefSeq, a predicted model, not a curated record